Molecule: messenger RNA, 1169 nt
Organism: Funneliformis geosporum
Lineage: Eukaryota; Fungi; Glomeromycota; Glomeromycetes; Glomerales; Glomeraceae
Source: the annotation of a GenBank genome assembly
UAAGUAAAACUGAAGAUAAUGCAUUGCCAUUUGAUACUGAUAACAAAACAGGAUUCGAGAAUGGGAGAUUUCAAAAUAAUUUUGAUAUGUACGGAACUCUUAAAUUUGAUAAGAAUAAAAGUGUUGCUUUUGAGCCAGACGAGUCAUUAGUUCCUGAAAAAUCGAAUAAACAGAAUAAUCUCAAUAAAGAUAUCACCGAUAUAUUAGAAGAACUUGCAAAAAAAGAAGAGGCGGUCGGUGAUUUUUAUAGAGAACGUGCAUAUCGUGCCGCAAUUAAAUCUGUUGAAGCGUAUCCAAAGAAAAUAGAAUCUGGAAAAGAGGCUCGUAAACUUAAAUUUAUUGGACCAAGUAUUGAAGCGAAGAUUAAUGAAAUAUUGGAGAUGGGUACAUGUUCUUAUAAAUCAGGAUAUCCCGAUAGUGUUGAAAGACAAAUAUUUAAUGUGAUGAUAAAGAUACCACGAAUCGGAAGGGCUAAUGCGAUAAAAUUUAUGAUGAAGGGUUACAAAACCGUGGAAGAAUUAAUAGAUGACCCAGAUUUGCAACCAGACCAAAAAUAUAUGAUUGAGUAUAGAAAGGAAUUGGAUAAGAAAAUUCCAAGAUGGGAAAUGAAAUUAAUCCAUAAAUAUAUUUAUCUAACUCUGAAACAAUUAGAUGAUCGUUAUCUCGCUGAAACAUGUGGUAGUUUUCGUCGAGGUGCAGAAUUUUCUGAAUCGUUAAAUAUUGUUAUUUCACAUCCUGAUUUAAAAGAUGAUAACGCUACUGAAAAUAAUGAUAAUUUUUUGAAGAAAUUGAUUUAUGAUUUAACGAACCAAGGGUUCUGUACUGAUUCCUUUCUCAUGGAACCUUACAAAUAUUUAGCAAUUUGUCGAAUCCCUCCACUAAAUCCAAAAGCAAGACCAUAUUUGCGUCGUAAAAUUGAAAUGAGAGCCGUAUCAUAUGAAAGGUAUUGGCUUACAAUUUUAGCGAAAACAGGAGAUCAAACAUUUUAUAAAUCAUUACAAAAAAGAGCACACGAAAGAGGAUUUAAAUUAAGUGAUACUAUAUUAGCUCCAAUAGAACAAAAUAAUGUAGUUGGAAAACCAUUAAAAGUUAAUAGUGAAGAUGACAUCUUUAGAAUAUUGAAUACAAAAUAUUUAGCACCAAAAGAUCGAGACUGGAGGAACCCAUAA